Molecule: messenger RNA, 1686 nt
Organism: Seminavis robusta
Lineage: Eukaryota; Bacillariophyta; Bacillariophyceae; Naviculales; Naviculaceae
Source: the annotation of a GenBank genome assembly
AUGGGAAAAUCAGUCGGGGGGUCUUUGUUGCUCUCGUUGGGGCUCUUGCUCUCGUGCAAUCUGUUGCUGGUAGAGACGAGGCUAAAUGGUGGUGGAAGGCUGGACAAUGCUGAAGUAGGAUCGCAAAGUACCGGCACGCCUAAGCGUGACCUUUGGCAAACUCGCAUUGUUGGAGGACGCGAAGCUCCUUCAGGCAUCUUUCCUUACUUUGUCGAGCUGGCGAAUGGUUGUGGCGGAUGCCUAAUUCACAAUGAUUUAGUACUCACGGCAGCCCAUUGUGUUUAUGGACACGCCAACAUGGCUCUCCUGCGAUCCUAUCCAAGGGUCUUUAUCGGUGGUGUUGUGGCGCAAUCUGGAAGGGCGGAACGAAGCAUUAUUGAUUUUCGGAUCGAUCCAAGGUACAAUCCAACAAGUGCCUCCUAUGACUUUGCUAUCCUGCUGUUGGAUAACCCAGUCGAGAUUGCAACUCCGCUACAACUUAACAGUGAGCCCAUGUUCCCUGUGGAAGGACAGCCUUUGACCAUUGUCGGAUAUGGAUUCACUAACCAAGGCAUUGGUCGAACAGCAUCGAGACUCCAACAAGCAUCAGUUAACUAUCGCUCCGAUUGCAAAAGUACAUAUGCAAAUGGGAGAGUAAAAGAGUACGAAAUGAUGUGUGCUCACGCACCGGACUACUCCAGGGAUGCAUGCCAAGGUGAUAGUGGCGGUCCCUUGAUUGCUGCGAACAAUGUCUUGGUAGGGGUUGUGAGCUGGGGAGAAGGAUGUGCCCAAUUGAAUGCACCGGGCAUCUAUGCUCGAGUUAGUGCUGCCAACGAGUGGAUGGCCCAGCAGAAAUGCGAGUUUUCGAACGUUCCACCUGCUGACUGCGUCUGUACACGGCAAAGCGCUGAUUGCGUGCCCAUCCAAGUCAAUGUCACGUAUGACAGUUACUCAACAGAGACUGGAUGGCAGCUUGUUCGCCCAUCAGACGGAGCCGUAAUAGUGUCCUCGCCUGCUAAAAGCAUCAGUACGUCACGAUUGGACACCAUAUCUUACCCAAUCUUGGUACCCUCAGGGUCGUACGAAUUGCAUGUGGAAGACUCAUAUGGGGAUGGCAUGUGCUGCCAGUUUGGAUCCGGAUCAAUAUCUGUAUUUGAUGGCGUGGGAAAUGUUCUUCACGAUGGUAAAUUUGAUGACUUUCUGUUGAUAAGGUUUGUGGCUUCCAAAACACAAUCCCGCGCUAUGGGAGACAACCCCCCUCCGACACGUUCGCCAAGCCUAGCUCCGACACCCAUGCCUUCCACCACGAUCCCCACGCCUUUGCCUACCACUUUGGCUCCAACGACCCCACCUACGCAACUGCCACGAGUAUCCCUACGAGUGGAGAUACUCCAUGACCACUAUCCCGAGGAAACCUCGUGGACUCUACGUGACAAUGUCACUGGCCACGAACUCAUUGGUUCUCCUUCCUACAGUGUGACGACCCCAAUGCAGUUGGUGGCUGCCACUGCUCCCGGUUUGGUCCCAGGGCAGUCAUAUACUCUGACGGUCCAUGACAUUGCGCAUGAUGGUGUCUGCUGUAUGUAUGGUCUUGGUAAAAUCCAGGUCCUAUUGGUAGCGAGCUCUGGGGAAGAGAAAGAGGUUUGGUACCAUAGUGGAGAAUUUGGUGACGUAAUCGAAGAGACCAUUACGAUUCCAUUGCCCUAA